AUGGCACCUCGACGCGGCGGUGGAGGCUUUUCCUCGAGCUACUAUGGUGACGAUAAUCCCUGGAGCGAAACAAUCUGGUUGUCACUGGAAAACCUCCCGGACAAGGAUUACUUUCUCGCCCAAUUUGCCUUUGAUAUCCUCUCUCUGAUCGCAUUCAUCAUCUUCCUCAUCUGGACAUGUACAAUCAGGAAUCGCAGUCUCCCGCUGAAGGGAAUCAUUUGCGCCCUGACUUGCUUUAUAUGCUCCCAAAUAAACAUCAUAGUCACGGAUUCCCUGUAUAUCGCCGAGGAGGAGGUGAAGAUGUACUAUGUGAUCGACUAUAUGCUCCAGGGCUUCUUCUUGGUGAUGGGAAACUGUAUCACUUUCUACGUCUUCUGGAGCCUCAUCCAUCGCUUCCUGGGCCUUCUUACAUCUUCCAGCAAGCCGCACGUGGCAGUGACAAUCAUCCAUUAUCUCCUCUUUGCUCUUAUUUUCGUGGUCUCUCUUGCUCAAACCGCCUUGUAUAUCGCCUAUUGGGUGGGAAUCGUGACUGACAAUUACGACCUUCUGAUGCUGCACUAUUCAGAGCUGACUGCUGCCAUUCACAUCAUUUACUGGCUGCUGUCCAUGGAGGUGAUCGGUUGGACGAUCUUCGUGAUCAAGAAGGCUGGUAGCCAUCAUUUCGUGUCAAAGAUGCCCGCUAGCGCACUCGUCAACGCCGCCUUUUGCUGGUUCGCGGGGUGUCUCACCUGGGCCGUCAUAUACAUUCACUACAGCCUAAUGUCUGCCAGUUAUUACCCGAUAUAUCUGAACCUCGUCACUUCCAUCAUCCAGUUCAUCUUCUGGGUCGGCACUUACACAGGUAUUCUCUUGUGCUGUGCGAAAUGGCACAGGCUCGGAGACGAGCAGAGCUAUGCUGCGCCUCAGUACGAGGCGCAAUAUCCUCCCGCUCAUAUCCCGCAACAGAAUAUGACUCAUGUCCCUGAGGGACAAUAUCCGUCGGUUCAACAGCAGCCAUAUGGAUCUGCUCCUUACCAGGAUUAUUCGGCACAGCCUCACACUUACUCGCACCAAAUCUCGCCUCAUUAA
This is a messenger RNA of Penicillium concentricum, 1068 nucleotides long. RefSeq lists its product as uncharacterized. NCBI's taxonomy places the organism in Eukaryota, Fungi, Ascomycota, Eurotiomycetes, Eurotiales, Aspergillaceae. The transcript is spliced from 3 exons. The record is from RefSeq and is a predicted model, not a curated record. Bases 1 to 1068 code for a protein of 355 amino acids.